AGCAGUUUAGGAGGUGACACCGGCUCUCCAGGGCAGUUAAAGGUCUGAGGACAGACUGGUCAGCUUUGUGAGAAAAUACAUCCACAUGGUUAUUUUUAUUGUACUUAGUUUACAGCACUUUGAUUAGGUUCCUGAAAAGGGCGAAUUAAGUUUGUACCUUGAGCUUUAAGGAAGCUGCGUACAAAUACAAUAGAACAAAAUAUUAAUCUUGAUAAUUGCCGAUCUGCAAUCUGUAAGAUGCACAUUGCUAUGUCACCUAAGGACCCUUGCCAGAAACAGGCCUGUGAAAUACAGAAGUGCUUACAAGCUCAUCAUUAUCAAGAAAGCAGAUGCCAGCAUGUAAUUGAAGAAAUGCACAAGUGCUGUAAGACAUUUGCAAAAAUAUCUGUUUGUUGUUCAGGGUUUUUGAAAGAAGAAGAAAAAAAAAGCUUACAGAUAUCUAAUUGUCAGUGAAUACAAAUCCUUUGGUCAGACCUCACUUUUAAAGAUUGCCAAAGUACUGCACCAGACCUCGAUUAUAGCUGUAUCACUAUUAACCAUGGGGAUUUGGAAAGAGGACAGUCCUUAAAUCUGCUCUCAGUCAAAUGUUAAAUCUGAAGUGUACAGAAUGGCACAAAAGUGAAUUAAAUAACAUAGUAUAAUUUUACGUUU
Molecule: messenger RNA, 651 nt
Organism: Rhincodon typus (whale shark)
Lineage: Eukaryota; Metazoa; Chordata; Chondrichthyes; Orectolobiformes; Rhincodontidae
Gene: cmc4
Product: C-x(9)-C motif containing 4 homolog (S. cerevisiae)
Exons: 3
Coding region: 238-453 (71 amino acids)
Cellular component (GO): mitochondrial intermembrane space
Source: RefSeq, a predicted model, not a curated record